Messenger RNA from Babesia ovata, 675 nucleotides. RefSeq names its product external DNA catabolism, putative. The record is from RefSeq and is a predicted model, not a curated record. Bases 1 to 675 code for a protein of 224 amino acids. NCBI's taxonomy places the organism in Eukaryota, Apicomplexa, Aconoidasida, Piroplasmida, Babesiidae. The transcript is spliced from 3 exons.
AUGCGGCAGGAGGCUGGGACAGCUGUCGGUGAGGAAGGACUGGAGCGGCGAGUGGGAGGACGGCACCUGCCGACCGUAGUGGCACUCCCGCCAGCCCUUGGUUGUGGCGGUGGCACGGCAGCACUGGGCGUAGAGGAAAUACAGCACGGGGCACAGACGGCAGACUAUCUGUCUCAGCAUAUCAAGCAGCUCGUCGGGGUCGGCCGGGUAGUACAGCUGUGCGGUGUUGUUGGCGAAGUCGACGGAGUAGGGGCCGUUGUCCCUGUCGUCGCCGGUGAGCUUGCAUAUCUUAUAGCUUCGCCAGUUGUUGCCGCAUUUCUCUGCCAAGUUGCUAAGCGCCUCGUGCGUCAUCGGGAUCAUGCUAAGCAACACCUUGGCGUACUUGUCGGCGUCCGCCUCCCGGCACUCCGCGCCCGAGUAGCGAGAGACGUACGCACCGCCGAACUCACCGGCGAAGGCACUGAGUCCCCUGCUCACGGAGUCCAGCGUGGGAGUGGAGGGCUUCUGGAACGACUGCGGAGUCAGCUGUGUGAGCGCGUCGGUGAGGUUGUGGAGCAGGCCUCGCAGCCUGUCGUCGAAGCCCUGCGUCACGCAGAGGUAAUUGAGCAGGGCGUUGACAUCGCUGUGCACGGCGUCCCACUCGGCGGCGUAGGGCUCUUCCGACUUCGGCAGUGA